AUGGCUGAAAGAAGUACGCAGAAAAAUGUUGCCCCUAUAAAAUAUAGUUUUAUCUAUAGUUUUAUAUAAUAUGUAAUAUUAUAGUAUAUAUAUGUAAUAUCAUUUUAUUGACACAGACUAUCAAAUUUGGCCAGGUGCAACUGUACAAUUGUUGAACAAAAAUACUGCUCCAUCAGUAUUUAGUGGUUUUCUUACUCGUUUACUGAAACCUUUACCAGUGAAACGGUAUUUAUUACAACGUAACAUUCCGAAUGAGGUUUGCUUUAUACAUUAUUGUGCAGCAAAAUAUUGUAUUAAUAACAUUCAUUAUGUACCUACUUACUUCUAUUAUAAUCUACCAAAUAAUUUAAUUUCAAGUAUUGAAGGUAAGUAAAUUGAUCCUUACCACCGACCCUUGGAUUUACAUUGCCUUUGAUAAAUACUUUAUACAUAAUACCAGUAGUUUAUUAUAGAAAUUAUAAACAAACAUUAUUUUUUCUUCACAAUUUAAUCAAAAUAACAAACUUAAAUGCUGGCGUGUGAUGAGUCAUCAAUUGAAACAUAAGUAAAAAAAGUGAUUGAUUCAUCUAAAAAAGUUGUUAACUUUAUUUUAUGCUUACUGAAAUAUUAAAUGUUAAAAUAUUUAUUUAUUUUAUUUUACUAUUUGUUAAUAGAGUUUAAGCAAAGACAUAAGCAUUCAGUCUACUGUGGAAUCACCAAGCAAACAUUGUCUGCGGAAAAAAGUGAAAAUUCUCCAACAUAGGUUGAAAAGAAAAGAUAUACAAAUCAAAACUUUGAAAAUCUGA
Cinara cedri is the source of this 785-nucleotide messenger RNA. NCBI's taxonomy places the organism in Eukaryota, Metazoa, Arthropoda, Insecta, Hemiptera, Aphididae. The record is from the annotation of a GenBank genome assembly.